Molecule: messenger RNA, 4653 nt
Organism: Menidia menidia (Atlantic silverside)
Lineage: Eukaryota; Metazoa; Chordata; Actinopteri; Atheriniformes; Atherinopsidae
Source: the annotation of a GenBank genome assembly
AUGAUCCCUUCUGAGGCUGCAAGAGAGUUCCAGCUGAAAGAGCGCAAAUACAAAGAGCACCUCAGGAGAUGUUUGUCAUCUUCUCUGGCUACAGACCUGAGUAGGUUGUUGGAGGAGGAACUGGAGGCAGAUGUUUCCCUGUAUGCAGACUGUGGUUCAGCCCGAGCACACAGAGCCAUGCUAUUGGCCCGAGCUCCACAUGUCCUGCAAGGACAGAAUCACAAAGAUCCCAUUAUUGUCCAUCUGCCAGGCUAUGAGCUCCCUGCCCUGAAAGAUUUUCUUAUGCAGGUGUACACAGCAGACCAAAGUAUGCGAACAACUGAACGGGUCUCAGAUUAUCCUCCACAGCCAGCAGACCUUCAAAGUCCCACAGACUCAGGCACUGGUAUUCUUGAACCAGCCUCUGGGCUUGGAGCUGACUUGCUGGAUCUUUACGAAAGAGGAGAGCAGUGUGACAUCACCAUUCAAGUAGCAGAGCAGGUCUUUUCCUGCCACAGGGCAAUCCUGUGUGCGCGGUCUCAGUACUUCCGAGCUAUGCUCAGUGGAAGUUGGAUGGAGAGCUCUAGACAGUGCAUCACUCUGCAAGGCUUAGGACCAGAUGAGAUGGACAUUUUGCUCCAGUUCAUGUAUGGAGCCAUUGUCGAUUUGCCUAGAGGAGCCAGUGCCAGUCAAGUGGUGUUGGCUGCUGACAUGUUGGGUUUAGAGGGGCUGAAAGAUGUUGUGGAGAUGGUUCUUACUCGAGACUACUGCCGCUUCUUUCCUAAGCCACUUGAUGGGGUUCAGAGAACAGUUCUCGAGUGCCUAUCUCUCACACAGGUCUUAGGCCUCCAAAACCUCCACAUGCAGUGCAUGAGAUGGGUUGCAGAACACUAUGUAAAAGCCUGGUGUGAGAGGAACUUCUCCCUCUUGUCCCCUGAGCUCCAGAGAGCCUGUUUAACCGCUAUAACUGAGACAAUGGCUGUGCAGAACGCAGUAACUGUGUUCUGUGGCACUGAGCAGCUGAUUGGCAGCCUUCCUGAAGUCAAGUGGGCCCAGCAGGUGAGGAGCCUGGCCACAGAGCUACAGGAGGAAAGCCUGUGUGUUAUUGUUCAAAACCUACAAAAAGUAAUCCAUACCCAGGCCUUCCAGGACCUUUGCCGGAGGGAAGAGUUUACCAGAGAACCAGCAUUGUUGAAGAAGCUGUGUUCCUCUGUCAGGGAAGGUGUGACUGUGGAUAACUGUUGUGAUCUUUUUACUGCUGUGAACUGCCUGUGUGGGGAUGACCUAGAGGAGGAUUUUCACAUGGAGCCACAAAAACAAGAGGAGCGCCAGCCGUUCAGGCAAGAGAUUUGUACGCUACGAGGGCGGCUCUGGACAUUCCUUCUUCAGACCUUUUAUGCAGUUCGUCACACACAAGGAUGGAAAACACUGUCUUCAAAACACAGAGAGAGGAUACUUGCAGAUGCGAUUGAUAAAGGAGACAAUCGAAGACUUGGUAAAAAACCUGUAUUCAGUAGCUCACAGUCAAAGACUGUAAAAUGCUCUACAUCCCUGUCUAAGAGUCCUCCUGUGCCCAGGAUUCAGAGGGUGUCUCAAAACAGAAAUUCCCCCUCUCAAAGUGCUACAUCAGUCAUGAAAUCCGAUGGAGUUGGUACAGCUAAUAAACCAAGAGAUGGGCCCUCCUCCAAAGUAAAGACAGUGAGGAAACCAGGAGACAAGGCUGUGGCAACCAAAUCUAGGACAUCAGCUGGCUCACCAGUCGUUAAUGGAACGGAAACUUCAGCAGCAAAACAGGAUGUUACCAGUGCCAUUGGGCCCAGAAGCUUACAUGGGGCUAGAGAGCAAGAAAAGAAGCCAAAUCCAGGUGCAAGACCCAAAACCUCUUCCCCAGGCUACACGCCCGUAAAUCAGGAAACGAUAACAAAGGCUCAGAAAAGCUCAGCAGUUAAGGCUGAUGCUUCUGCUGGUACCACCCAAGCCCACCCCAGUGCUUCAUCCACAUCAGGGAGCGCAUCCCCAGAAAAUGGUGUCAGCAGUCUACACAACGUCAGCCACUUCCUUCCAGGUGCAAAACCCAAAAACCAGACCAAGGGGGUUAACAAAUCCCCUUUGACGAAACAAUCUCAACGAUCUGAGACAAAGAUCAGCAGUCCAACCAAUAAGUCAAGUGUGAGAGAUACUGUUAAAGCCAAGACUGGUGCAGCAGAGAAGCCAAGAGGAGUGAUUGCUACAAAAGCAGAGACCAAAGAACGGAAAACACAGGAUCACCAUGUUUCCAAAUCUGGAGCCUCGACGAAAAAGCUGGGUUCUCCAAGGAAAGCUGACUGCAAGGAUGGAACAAAGUCCUCAGGAGCUGACAAAGACAUUGACACUUCUAAAAAGAAGAUCACAAAACCUGUUUCAAUGAAUGGGGUCCCAGCUAAAUCCAAUGCUAAACCUGUAAAAAUCAUCUCCGCCCCCAUUAAGCCAUCUUCUGUUGGAGAUGCCAAGUCUGGACUAAAGCUAAGAAGUGAUACAGAAUCAUCAAAUGAAAAAUCACUACCAAAAACCUCUAAAUCCUCCACUGCUACUGCAUCCAAAAAAUCAGAAGUUAAAGGAGAGACUGUGAAUAGUAAAAAAUCAGACAGCAAAAUUGAGCAAGCUGAAAAUUCUUUAGAUUCUGUGGAGCAAAAAGACACUGCAGAGCUGGUGCCCUCGAAGCAACCGGCGGCAAACGGUUCACGACAAAUAAAUAAGGGCAGAAAAGAUUCUCCCAAUUCAAAACCAAGCCCUCAUCAGACUAUUAGGACCACUGAAACACAAUCCGGAAACUGUGAUGGCGCAGAACAUGAGACUAAUGUUACACCAGCUGCUAACAACAUUCUCCAUGUCAGAUUUGCGGAAACAGACAAUUGCAAAGAGCCAGAUUGGAGUAAAGCGAAGCAGUCUGAAAGAGGUGUAAUCCCAGCUCACAUCAGUAUAGGACAAGCUCAUGAUAUUGGUGCGCUAAAUUCCCAAAGAGACACAGAACAACCUGUAGAAACCCCCUGCAGCGUGGAUAGCACUGACAUUCCGUUAGAGGACUCAUGGAGUGGAAUCCACUUCCAAGUCAGUCCAGAAUCUGAAACUGUCAGCACACACACAACGUCCUCUGAUGAUAUAAAGCCUCGCUCAGAGGACUACGAUGCAGGUGGCUCACAAGAUGAUGACUGCUCCAAUGACAGAGGUGUAUCCAAGUGCGGCACCAUGCGCUGUCAUGACUUCCUGGGUCGAAGCAGCAGUGACACCAGCACCCCAGAAGAACUGAAGAUGUAUGAAGGGGGAGCCGGGUUGAGAGUGGAGGUUCAUUUGCGUGGCAAAGAGGCCGAGACCACCAGUGAGGAGGAGGGAGUGAGACAGUGUCCUCAGUCGUGGUUGCAAAGGGAUGAGGUUGCAGCAAUUGCCACGACAACUGUAAGUGUCCCGGAUCACCAGCCCUUCUCUUCUGAAGAGGAGGAUGAUGAUGAAGAGGAGACUGGAGAUGAUAGAUCAGAAGUUGAAGUGAUUCCAGGUCAGGCCCCUUUACUUCAAACAGAACAAUCGCCACAAUUUCAGGGGAUUGUCAACCUUGCUUUUGAUGACGACUGCGUGGACCAAGAGAAUGAGCAGCCUGAUUUCCAGUCCACUUCCAACUUCCAUCGAUCAGUGUUGCUCUCUGUGGACGAGUGCGAGGAGCUGGGCUCAGAAGAAGGUGGUGUCCAAACUCCACCGCAGCACCAAGAUGAAGCUUUGACCCCUUGUGAUGUUUUUGAAACUGAUUCGACAGCCCCUGAGUUCAGUCACACCCCAACUGGUGACCAACAAAACCACCCGCAUGUCAAUCUAAAUCCAACUAUGAAGCAAGAAAACAAUGAGCAGAAAUCUGUAGAUAAAUCUGUAUUUCUCACAGAGGUCCAGGAUCCUAUGCAGGAAAGCAGUCAUAUCCAAGUAGAUGAAGUGAAGUCAAGCUGUGCUGUUCUAAGUUCUGACACCAAAGACCCUCCUCCCCAGGAGCGCCCGUGCCACCUGGAUCUGUGGCAUACCGAACAGCACAAUGAUGGAAUGAGCAAAAAUCUCAAUCCCAACCCUACAGACAGCAAGAAAGCUGAUUUACAUCUCGACUUAAAUGAGCAUCAGCUGACAGGGGUCUCCCCUGUUCAUGUCGCACAAUCUACAGCAGGGGACUAUGGUUGUGACAGAUUGGAUCAAACCUGCAAACAUGAUCGCCGACCAUCCAAAGCCCUCUCUCCGAUUUACGAGACGGAUGUAGGAGAAGCGUUCGAGCACUGCUCAGAUAAGGACAGGAAUGUUGAACAACAGGUGGAGGACGAAAAGCAAAGAAGGGACGGAGACAAGAGUAGUGAGUUUGCAGAGCAGGACUGGAGUCUGCUAAGGCAACUUCUCUCAGACCAUGAGUCAAAUCUUGAUGUCAUAAACCCUGUGCCAGAGGAGCUCAACUUGGCCCAGUACCUCAUCAAGCAGACACUGUCCCUAUCACGUGACUACCUGAACUUUCAAGCUCUCUUGUCCCCAGAGAAAGAGACCAAACGCUGGGCAGAGCUCAUAUCACCCAUGGAGGACUCCUCAACGAGCAUCACAGUAACCAGCUUCUCUCCAGAAGAUGCUGCAUCUCCCCAGGGGGAGUGGACCAUCGUUGAACUGGAAACGCAUCACUGA